AUGGAGCUCCCACUAGACAUCAUGUUUGAUAUCUUUAGUCGUUUGCCUAUUGAAAAGGUUUUAGAAUCCAAAUUAGUUUCCAAAAAUUGGAGAGAUGUUGUUCUUCAUCCAUCCUUCUCUCAAAAGCAUUUAAAUCGUCUCCGUUCUUCUGAAGAUUCAGGUAAUUUGGGUUUUCUUUUCACUGACUAUACAAAUUCUGAUUCCAAAGAAUUCUAUUAUGUUGAAUACGAUGAGAAUAAUGAGACACCCAUUAUUAGCAAUAGAAGGAUCAACAUACCCACUGAAUUGAAAUCUUAUACUGUUGUUGGUAGCUAUAAUGGGUUGAUUUGUAUUUACGAGCUUAGUUCGAUUAUUAUUUGUAACCCCAUUACUAGAGAAUAUGUUUAUCUUCCAAGGUUGAAUUGUUAUUUCUUUUUGCGUUGUGGUUUUGGUUACCUUGUUUCAACUAAUGAGUACAAAGUUGUUAGAGUAUAUGAGUUACCGGGAGAACCCAGUUCUGUACAAGUCGAGGUAUACACUCUUGGCAGUGGCAAUGGUUGGAGAAAUGUUGGAAAACUUAACUCUGAAUAUGGCUUACUUUGUGACCAAGUAGGUGUAUUCUUAAAUGGAGCUCUUCAUUGGGCAGUCAGUGGGAAACGAAUAAUUGUGGCCUUCGAUUUGGCUGAUGAAACGUUUUCGUGA
Messenger RNA from Papaver somniferum (opium poppy), 681 nucleotides. Its product is annotated as F-box protein At3g07870-like. The record is from RefSeq and is a predicted model, not a curated record. NCBI's taxonomy places the organism in Eukaryota, Viridiplantae, Streptophyta, Magnoliopsida, Ranunculales, Papaveraceae. Gene Ontology annotation, molecular function: protein binding. Bases 1 to 681 code for a protein of 226 amino acids. The transcript has a single exon.